CAAAAGAACAAGAGGAAUGUAAGGUCUAAGAAGAGCAAGAACUUUGUCUCUAGCAACAGCAAUGAUGAAGAGACUAAUGCAGGCUUUAAUGGGCCAGCCUCAAGCAGCUACUGCUCGGAGGAUGACUCGAAUGCAUCCCAUGAACAGAAUGGAGGAGCUAGUUCAAGUUUGAGCUCCAAAGGGACUUCAAUCCUCAACUCAAAUGGCAGAACAAGAGCCAGUAGAGGGGCAGCAACUGAUCCCCAGAGCCUCUAUGCAAGGAAAAGAAGAGAGAGAAUAAAUGAGAGGCUGAGAAUUCUACAGAACCUGGUGCCUAAUGGAACAAAGGUUGAUAUUAGUACAAUGCUAGAAGAAGCAGUUCAUUAUGUGAAGUUCUUGCAGCUUCAAAUUAAGCUGCUAAGCUCUGAUGAUCUGUGGAUGUAUGCCCCCAUUGCUUAUAAUGGAAUGGACAUUGGCUUGACUUGA
This is a messenger RNA of Manihot esculenta (cassava), 465 nucleotides long. RefSeq names its product transcription factor RSL2. Gene Ontology annotation, biological process: regulation of transcription by RNA polymerase II. The record is from RefSeq and is a predicted model, not a curated record. Lineage: Eukaryota; Viridiplantae; Streptophyta; Magnoliopsida; Malpighiales; Euphorbiaceae. Gene Ontology annotation, cellular component: nucleus. The transcript has 4 exons. Gene Ontology annotation, molecular function: RNA polymerase II cis-regulatory region sequence-specific DNA binding; protein dimerization activity; DNA-binding transcription factor activity, RNA polymerase II-specific. The annotation marks the transcript as partial.